Messenger RNA from Fulmarus glacialis (Northern fulmar), 1449 nucleotides. RefSeq names its product TBC/LysM-associated domain containing 1 (gene MEAK7). Gene Ontology annotation, biological process: TOR signaling. The record is from RefSeq and is a predicted model, not a curated record. NCBI's taxonomy places the organism in Eukaryota, Metazoa, Chordata, Aves, Procellariiformes, Procellariidae. The transcript has 8 exons. The coding region runs from base 28 to 1443 and encodes 471 amino acids.
GGGAAUCCCGAACCAAAGGUUGAAAAGAUGGGAAAUGCAGAAAGCAAUGCCUAUCAGAAUCACCUUUCCAGAUUUCUUCCUGAGGAGCAGUCUGACAUUGAUGGAGUAUUUGAUACCUUAUCAGAAUCGGGAGGCUCAGCUGGAGCAAAAAAUGGCAAAGCUACAAAGAAAACUGUGACUCUGGCAGCACUACAGGCGUAUAUGCGGGAGCCAUUACCAGAGCAAAUGACUGUUCGGUUAUGCAACGGAAUGAAAAGUAUUGACCUGACUGGGAAAUCAUCUGGGCUGAGUGAACAGAUUGCGAAGGAGCAGUUUGUAAUUUUUAUGUCAAACCUCUUAAAAGGGAAUGCAGAUGAGAAGAUUACCAUAAUAAUGAGAAUGAUCUCCAAGACAGAAGGGCCUGUGAAGGGCAAACAAAUCCAAGAGUUCACAGAGGAUCUGAUCAUGUCUGUAGUCCAUGUACUGAGCUACAGGAAGGAACUGAAAGGUUGGAAUUUGGAGAAUACUAGGGAUUCUGCAAGUGGAGUAAAGGCUCUGGCUUCUCAGCUGCUGUCAGAAUUGAAGCUUGCAGAUGGGACAAAACCUGUGGGUCCUCAGCUGAUGGAGACAAAUUUUGAUCAAAGUGUCAUUGAGGAUUGGGUGUACCGAGUUCCACAGAUCUCAGUUUUCCUCAGUGUUGUUAUCAGGCAAGGCCUCCAUGUUCUGCAUUCUCUCCCAGACCAAACCAAAGACAUAGUCAACCUGGUUCCAGGCUGCAAAGGCAUCAAAGGAAGAGGACUUGUCAGUCUCUUUGACAUCCCAUCCAUCAUAUACAUCAACUCCCAUCUGCCUGCAGAGCUACAGCACAAGUGGCAGCUUUUAUUUUCUUCUAGGCUUCAUGGAGAAAGCUUUUCACAGUUAUGUGGGCAUAUAGUGAACAAAGGUCCUUGCAUAGUGAUCUUAAAGGACUUAGAUGGUUAUAUCUUUGGUGGGUUUGCAUCUCACUCCUGGGAGGUGAAGCCUCAGUUUCAAGGUGACAACAGAUGCUUUCUAUUUUCUGUUUUCCCCUCUCUUGCUGUAUACACAUACACAGGAUAUAAUGACCACUAUAUGUAUUUGAACCAUGGCCAACAAACAAUGCCAAAUGGACUUGGUAUGGGUGGACAACAUGGUUACUUCGGACUCUGGAUAGACAGUGACUAUGGGAAGGGACAUAGUAAAGCAAAACCUCGAUGUACCACCUACAACAGUCCCCAGCUGUCAGCUAAAGAGGAUUUUACACUGGAUGCCAUGGAAGUUUGGGCAGUGGGAGACCUCCCUGAAAGUGCAGGGACAAAAGGUAAGAAGAGUAUCCUGGAUAUAGAUCCUGAGGCUCAGGCCUUAUUAGAAAUGGCUGGAAAAAGUCGUCAGAGCGAAGGUCUACGAGAACCCAUUGAAGAGGACGACAAUGAUGAUGAUAACUAAAAGAAU